AUGCUCCCAAUGCACAAGUUUUCAGGAUAUUUGUCGAACGAAAGGAAAAUGAGUGACCUCUUAACAACAUUUUCGAAGAAGAUUGAGGUAGAUACCAUCAUCAGAGACACCUUCGAUAAGGUUGUGGUCCUCCGUUUUGGUCGUGCCUCUGACCUUACCUGUCUCCAGCUAGAUCACAUUCUUUCUAAGGCAGCAAGGGAUGUGUCUAAGUUUGCUACUGUGGCGUUGGUUGAUGUUGACUCCGAGGAGAUUCAAGUCUAUGUCAAGUAUUUUGACAUCACUUUGAUACCAUCUACAGUGUUUUUUUUCAAUGCCCAUCAUAUGAAAAUGGAUUAUGGGACUGCCGAUCAUACUAAAUGGAUUGGUUCUUUUCUCUCAAAACAAGACUUCAUAGAUGUUGUAGAGGCAAUAUUUAGAGGAGCGAUGAAGGGAAAGCUAAUUGUGAAUUCUCCCCUCCCGCCUGAACGUAUACCAAAGUUUCAGAUACUAUACAAGGAUGUCUGA
This is a messenger RNA of Sphenostylis stenocarpa, 504 nucleotides long. The record is from the annotation of a GenBank genome assembly. NCBI's taxonomy places the organism in Eukaryota, Viridiplantae, Streptophyta, Magnoliopsida, Fabales, Fabaceae.